AUGGAGAAAAAAAUUGGGUGUGUUUAUAAAAUUAAGGAGAGCAGGAGGGGAAAAGGUUUGUGUAAGCCAACUGAUGAAGCAAAAAAGAAGGGGGCGCGGUUACGUUACUUUAAUGAUAAACAGGAGAAUGCAGCUAGUGUGGUUGGUGACGCAGCUAGUGUGGCUCGUGAUGAAGCUAGCGUGCCUGGUGAUGCAGCCAGCGUGCCUGGUGAUGAAGCCAGCAUGCCUGGUGAUGAAGCCAGCAUGCCUGGUGAUGAAGCCAGCGUGCCUGGUGAUGAAGCCAGCGUGCCUGGUGAUGCAGCCAGAAUGCCUGGUGAAGCAGCCAGCGUGCUUGGCGAUUCCAAUUGUAGUACCGAAGCCCACUCCUAUGCCAAGAGCAGAGGCAUGAACCGUUUUGAAGCCCCACAGUGGAGUAGCCAUGUGGACGAUCCACUGUGUAGCCAUUUCAAACUAAGAAGUGAUGAAGGAGACAGUUACCUGAACAACAUAGAUGUGAAUGACGAAUCAGAUCCGGUAAAAAGGGAAAGUGAAGGACAGCUUCGUUCUUCCGGUCUGCUGCCUGAGACUGCAUAUCAGAGGCAAAGACAGGGAGGCAUGUCAAGAGAGGCUGAUCAGAUGCACAGCUCAAUUGGGGGAGAAAACGAAAUUGUGCACAUGGGUAUCAGCUUUUCUGAGGAGGUACCCCUGAGGGGAAGAACCGAAGAAGAUCGCGAAUGCAGUGGUGGUGACGCCGCGUAUUCUGUGUACGCUACGUGUGCCAUGUACACAGAUGGAAGGUUGGAGGAUGUCGAUUGGGUCGAUGCUGCUUUGGCAGGUGCCGACUCGAACACUGCGAACAAUACCGCCAACUGCGCACGCGGCUCCCAUUUCGUAGAGAGUGACCAGGAGGAGGGACUCGGAGGAAUGAACCCUCCCGAAGAGAACGACAAACAGGCAGACAGUGAAGACGACAACGAAAUAAAAAAGAUAUUAGACGUGUUGCAGAAUUUAAAAAAAUAUAAUUUUGAUGAUACAGCCAAUUUCGAUAACGAUGCACUUUACGAACCAUUUGAUGAUGACGCGGAAGAUGAAGAGACGGGAAAGAGUAUAAUGGACCCGUUUGUUCAAGAGAGGAACGCCCCUUUUUUGGAGAGCGAGUAUGUUUUUAACGACCCUACUGGUGAGGGUGCUACGAAUGGUGAGGCUGCUAUCAAUGGUGAGGGUGCUACCAAUGGUGAGGGUGCUAUCAAUGGUGAGGGUGCUAUCAAUGGUGAGGGUGCUACCAAUGGUGAGGCAUUUGCCUCUGCUGCGGAGGGCUAUACCGCUAAUGACAGUAACGAGCACGAGUACCUAGACCUGCAAAAGAUAAAGGAGAAGUACAGGAGGUAUAACUUCUCGCUAAGCGAUGUUGAUGAGGAGGAGGGAGGGGAGGCCGAAAACGUGGAGGAAUCGAGGCAGUCAAAGGGAUACACCAUCACAGUGGCAGAAGAAAGCUACCAACGUAAGGAAAAGGAACCCACUGUUAAUGCGCACGAGGGUGAUGUAGGGGGGGAAGACGAGAAGGGUGACAGAAACGACGUCUCAGCCGAAGAUUGCGAGCCGAACGUGGAGACGACAAAAGCGGAAUCCAUCCCAAACGAAAAAAAGAACAACCAGAAUAGAGUUGAACUACACGAAUGCAACAGUGCAACCGAGUCGGGUGUGCCAUCUGGCAAAGACGAAGUCGAACGAGAGGAGAAGAUAAGAAGGAAAAAAUUGCUCAAGCAAAACAUCUGUAGCUUAAACAAUAAGGGGAGAGAUAGCCAGAAUGGUGGUGGCGAUUUUGACGCAAAGGGUGGAGCGCAGAAUGGAGGCACUUGGACGAAUGCUAACUUGCACAACCAGGCGGAGAUCAAGGAGGGCAUGGGGAACCCCCCAUAUGGGGACCUCUCGGAGGAAGUGAGGAACAUAAUAAACUCAAAUGAGAGUGAUGGGGAGGAUGAGAAUCUCUUGGAGUUUGACCACUACUUGAGCAAAUUGCACAAUUUGAAGAGUCUGCUUCGACAGGAGGUCAGUCAGAGUGAUGAAGAUGUGGGGGGUGAAGCGGUGCAGCCACGGGGCGAGCAGGUGCACACUGCCGAGGGGGGGCGGGAAGGAGAGGAAGAAGCAGAAGGAGAGGAAGAAGCAGAAGGAGAGGAAGAAGCAGAAGGAGAAGAAGAAGCAGAAGGAGAGGAAGACGAAGUUGAGGGAGACGCCGCCGUGGAUGCAGACGAUGUGGACGCAGACGAUGUGGACAAUUUGGACGACUCGAAUGACGCGGACAAUGCGGCCGCUCCAGACGACUGGCCCAAUUCAACCCCCCCGAAGGAGCUUCCCCGCGCAAGGUCGCGUAAGAGGGGCCCCCCCGGAGAGGCGACAGUCGAGUCGAUGGUCGAGGGGACGGUCGAGUCUACGGUCGAGGUGACGGCCGAGGGGACGGCCCAGGCGCAGCCGAUCCAAGUGGAGCUGUUCGCCGAAAGGAACAUCCAACUCAAAAGGGAAGUAAAAAAUCUACAAAGAGAAAUGACCAGGUAUAAAAAAAUGGAAAAAACAUUUCACAAAAAUAAAGAAAAAUAUAAAACAAAAUUAACAAUAAUUAGAGAAUACGAAAAGAAAAUCGAUCACAUGAUAAUGGACCUAAAGAAAUUAAAAGACACAUGUACAAGCAAAGAAAAAAAGUUGGCAAGGUUUGAAGAAGUAAUAAAAUAUAUGAAUGAACAAUUUGCCAUGAGUAAAAUCCAGUUUGAAAGCAAAAUGAAUGAAUAUGUUUUGUUCCUAAAAAAAAAGGACUCCGAAAUUUAUAUGUUAAAGGAGAUUAUAAAGGAAAAGGAGAAAAUCGUCACCUUUAAUGAAAGCAUUCUGAAACAGUACAAAAACGACAUCGAUGAUAUGUUAAGGCAAAAUAUCGAGAGAGUGGAACAUGUUAAGACGAAACUGAAGACACAACAAGAACUCAUCACAGAAAAGGAAAGUAAAAUUAAAACACUUGAACAGGAUGUUAGGAGCUACUCCGAUCAGUUGAACCAAAUGGAUAAUAAAAUGAAGAAAAUGAUGUACCAAAGAGAGAUGGAGGAAGAGAAAUGGAAAGAAGUAGAGAGCAAUUAUCAAAAGGAGAAAAAAAAAAACGAAAAUCUGACUAACCAAGUGGAACAACUAGGGAGGGAAAACAAAGACUUACAUUACAAAGUGGAAAAUUUGCUGCAGAGCGAAAAAAAUAUUAUGAACGGCAAGGUAGAAUUGGCUGAAAACCAAAAGGUGUUAAGCAUGGAGAAUGAAAAAAUGAAAAAGGAGAGAGACGUGCUCCUAAAUGAGAAGGCGCAAAUGCAGGAGCAAUGCAACCUGCUCACCACCGAAAAUGGGAAAAUGAACGAACAGAUAGGAACACUCCAAAGGGAAAAAAACGAACAGGAUAGGGAGAUAGCCAAACUGAAGGAAGAUGCAAUUAAUCUCAGGGAGAAGUUCUCCAAAUUGGAAGAGAAACACUCAAAAUUGAAAGAAGAAAAAGACGAAAUUGAGGGGAAAAGUCUCACACAGAAGGGAGAAAAAGACACCUUGCAAAAUGCGCUUGAGGAGACGAAGCACAAGAUGGAAGACUGCAUGAAGGAAAAUGGAAAGCUGAAAGGGAUGUUAGAUGAAAUGACCUCCCAAAAUGAGCAGCUAUUCUCAAAGAAGGAGCAGGAAGAACAAAGGAUGAGGGAACAUAUCAAAGAUAUGGAAGACAAACUGGAAGAGUACAACACACUGUAUUGUAAGGAAAAGGAAGUGAUACAAAAUCUGAACAAGGAGAAAAAUAAAUUCAUUAAAGAAUGCGAACGGUUAAAAAGUAGGAACAAAAAAAUCAUCUCCAAGUUGAAGGAAAACGAAAUGAAAAAUAAAGAAAAAAUGGAUGAAAUGGAAGAAGAAAAAAAUCAAUCUGUGCAGAAAGAAAAAAAUAAUUUCACACAAAAGGUACAUUCCCUGGAAGAAGCCUUCCAAAGUACAUACAACGAACUGCAGGAUGAGAAAAACUCUCUAAAGGAAGAACUCCAUGAUUUCAAAAUGGCAAAUGAAGACUUAAAAAAAAAGGCCCAAGAUCUGCUUAACGUCAAUGAGGUCCUAAUCAAAGAAAUGAAGACGUACAACGAAGAGAAAGAAAAAUUCAUUAAAGGAUUGAAGAACAUCAAAUUGGCUUACCUCAAGAUGAGAACAGAAAACGAACAGCUAAAGAAGGACGCUUUUGCAUUUAUUAAAAAGGACGUGGAGGAAAACUACGUCCCCCUCUCUGCACACAACCAGAUUUUACAGGAACAGAAGAAUUUGGCUGUGGAGAAAGACACGCUUCAGGCGCAGCUGAAGGAAAAGGAGACCCUCAUCGAAAAGCUGCAUAAGGACAAAACAGACUUGGGAGAAAGUUUGACCAGACUUUCCAAGGAGAACGAGGAGCUCAGCACGAACAUUCGCGUCAAGAAUAAGAUUACGGAGGAUGUCACGGCCAACGUGGAGAAACUAAAAACUGACCUCACCAGCAAGGACGAAGAAGUGAAGAAAAAAGUGCUCGAAGUUAAGAAGAUAGAGCGCGACUACAAAAAGCUUCUGGACGAUUACAAAAGUGAAAAAAAAAGUUUAAUUUCAAAGUACGAAAACGAGCUGGACGACUACCUGCGAAAGUGUGAAUUGGCCCACGCCAAGUAUAAGAAGUGCGAGGAAGAGGUGAGAAGCGUCUACAAGGACAACGAGUACGAAUGCAAAAUUAAGGACGUCGUGGAGGAGAAGGACAAGGAGGUGCACGCCAUACAGAGGAGGUGCAAGGAGCUGCACGAGGACAACAACAUGAACAAAAACGAAAUCGCCAAGCUAAACAAACUGCUGGAAGACGCAAAUAAGAAAAUAAAGAAGAGAGACAUGGAAAUGUACAUACUGCUGGAAGAAAACAAGAAGCAGAAGGAGAAGGCAGCCAAAAAAAUGACCAAGGUGAACGAGCUGCUGAACAACCUGCAGAAGGAGUACACGGAUAAUAUUCCGUGA
This is a messenger RNA of Plasmodium cynomolgi strain B, 5001 nucleotides long. RefSeq lists its product as hypothetical. Bases 1 to 5001 code for a protein of 1666 amino acids. The transcript has 5 exons. The record is from RefSeq and is a predicted model, not a curated record. NCBI's taxonomy places the organism in Eukaryota, Apicomplexa, Aconoidasida, Haemosporida, Plasmodiidae.